AGCAGGGCAGGGCUGAUCACAUCUCAAACUUCAGAUAAAGAGCGCCUUUAAAUAUUAAAACACUAGUCCUCCUCAUGCUGCGGCUGACGCUUCUCAAGAAAUGAAAACAGGAAGACUUCAGGAUGGGAGCUGAGUUUUUUCAUCCAAGGAACAUUAUUUUUUAACGUCCAGGAUUUUACAGCUCAGAAAUCUGAAAUUUCCCCCUAACCUGCCAACGUUUUAAGAUAAUGGACCCUUCUUUAGCUCCUACAGCUCUGUACACCUUUACUCCCAUCCAGAACCUCUCGAUGCCCUCCUCCACUCCUCCCAGCUCUCCCUCACCCAGCUUUGCCUCCACAGCUCUAUUCUGCUGCCUCCUCUCGCUCCUCUCCCUGCUGGGCAUCACAGGAAACCUUUACACUUUGGUUCUCCUCCUGAGGCGCAGCAGAGGUAGGAGAAGACGUGGAGCGGGACCUGCCUGCUGCCUAACAGGAAUGCCCAUCCCCUCCUGCCUUGCAAACUCUGCCUCCCCCUUUUCCUCCCCCUCCUCCUCCUCCCCCGCCUCCUCCUCUCUUCACCUCCAGGUGCUGAGCCUCGCUCUCGCAGACCUGCUCUACCUUUUCACUGCUCCCUUCAUCGUGUACGACAGCUUGGCGUCCGGGUGGGCCUUUGGGGAGCUGGGCUGCCGCCUCCUUCUGAGCCUGGACCUCCUCACCAUGCACGCCUCCAUCUUCACCCUCACCGCCAUGAGUAUGGACCGUUACCGGGCUGUCGCCCACCCCCUGCGCACCACCUCCUCCAACUCCUCCAGCCUGCUGCGGGUGGGCCUGGCAUGGGGGCUGGCGGUGGCGCUCAGCUUGCCCAUGAUGAUCACCCUGCACCUAGAAGACGGGGAGAAUGGGGAGGGACAGCUGUGUGUCCCAGCAUGGGACGAGCAGAGCUCCAAGGCUUAUCUGAGCGUGCUUUUCUGCACCAGCAUCCUUGGUCCUGGGCUGGCCAUCGGAGGACUUUACGCCACUCUCGGCCGGCUUUACUGGGUGUCGCAGACCCGGCCAGCCUGGGCCAGCGGGAACAGCACGGCAUGCACUCCUCGAGCUCCCAAGCCCAAAGUCCUGCUUCUCAUCCUGGGUAUCGUCCUGGCCUUUUGGGCCUGUUUCCUCCCUUUCUGGAUAUGGCAGCUGCUUCCCCUCUACCAGCCUGACAUGCUUCGGACAUUACCGGUAGGGACGCAGGUGACGGUGAACCGCAUCCUCACAGGACUCACUUACGGAAACUCUUGUGUAAAUCCGUUCUUCUACACGUUACUGACUGGGAAACGGAAACUCAACAGGCAGGUGCUCGCAUCAGCAAAUCAGCUCUGCCGUAAAGGCAGCCCACUGCAGUAAUGUCUCAUCCUCUCCAACAGCAGAAACAAAAGUGUGAAGGUGCUCAAAAGAGUGCACUGAUGUACAUUUGUGAAAAGGUACCAGGAUACAUUUAGAAGUAGCUUACCAAAGAUCAGUGACUUAGCCUGCAAGCUGAGAAAUGAGAAUAUUGAAUAAAUGAUAGCACUCUGUAUGACAGCUUUAUGACAAGACAAUGUUUUCUUUUCAGUGAAUGAUAGUUAAUAUUGAGAUUUGCCAGCAGAACAUGAAAAUCUUUGUAAGACAUUUCAGAAAUGAUCAAAACUUUGAUGAUGCAGUGCCUUGAAAAAGUAACCUUUUGACAAACUUCAAUGUAUUUUAUAGGGAUGUUAUGUGAUAGAUCAACACAAAGUAGUGCUUAAUUGUGAUCUAGAGGGAAAGUGUGCAUUUUCCAGUUUCCUCUGAGUCAAUGCUUUGCAGAGCCACCUUUUGUUGCAAAAAUGGCUGCAAGCGUUUUAGGGUGUCUCUCUGCCAGCUUUACACAUCUAGAGAUUGAAAGCUUUAUUCCAUUAUCUGUGAAAUAGCUUAGGUGCAGUGAGACUGGAUGAUGAGCAUCUGUAAUCAAUCAUUUGCAUUUUAUUUUUGCAAAACAUUCUCAGUAAGAUUUAGAUCUCACACAUUCCGAGGCAUCAUUAUGCUCUGAUCUAAAUAUUUUUAAGUUUCAUUGUCCUGCUGGAAGGUAAACAUUCACCCCAAUCUCCAGUCUUCUGCAGCCUCUAACAGGCUUUUUCUGCCUGGCAUGCUCUGUAUUUAGCUCCAUCCAUA
Messenger RNA from Girardinichthys multiradiatus, 2147 nucleotides. It is a transcript of the gene uts2r3, whose product is annotated as urotensin-2 receptor 3. Lineage: Eukaryota; Metazoa; Chordata; Actinopteri; Cyprinodontiformes; Goodeidae. Gene Ontology annotation, molecular function: urotensin II receptor activity. The record is from RefSeq and is a predicted model, not a curated record. Gene Ontology annotation, biological process: regulation of blood pressure; blood vessel diameter maintenance; neuropeptide signaling pathway. The transcript is spliced from 2 exons. Bases 228 to 1364 code for a protein of 378 amino acids. Gene Ontology annotation, cellular component: membrane.